AUGUCUCAUACAACAAAAGUAACCUCGUAUAAAACUCCCAUUUCACGAGAUGCUCGUAUCGGUAUAAUCGGCGCCGGACCUGCUGGAAUUUCGAUGGCUCACUUUCUCCGCAAAGAAGGCUACUCAAAUAUCACCCUACUAGAAUCCUCCUCUCACAUAGCCGGAAAAAGUUCCACAUUUACACACGAAAAUCGAAAUUACGAUGUUGGAGCUCUAAUGAUAGGUCACAACUACACAAACAUAAGAUCCUUGGCCGAAGAAUUUAAUUGUCCAAUGGAGAAGUUUAACGGAAGUUCACUGGAUUUCGAUUCUAACAAAUUCAUAAUGGAAAAUGUUGAUCAAAUUGGAAUUCUCACCAAACCUUUCCUGGAAAACAUGACCCACUAUCUGGAGGAAAGAAAAGCUUUUGAAGACGUUUCGUUGCCGGGUCACGGUGACCUCUCGGAAAAUAUGCUGUACGCACCAAUCAAGCAAUACCUGAAAGACCGAAAGAUGGAAUAUUUACUGGAUGCAUGGAACCUAGCUUACACUUCAGCCGGUUAUGGUUAUGUCCAAGAUGAUAUACCUGCUGCCUAUUUCUUAAAAUUCAUACAAAAUUCAGAGAAUACCAUCUGGUAUUUCAAGGACGGCUUCCAAAACUUUUGGUCUAAAUUGUGCGAGGGUUUUAAUGUGAUGCUAAAUUCGAAGGUAAUCUCCAUCGAUCGCUCUCUAAAACGUCAAAACCUCGGUCCGAUACUGGUCACCAGCAAAAACUCUCAAACCAACUUCCAACAAACCUUGGCAUUCGACCAAAUCAUUGUCGCAACAAAUCCACGACAAUUCGAACAAUUCCUUAAUAAUCCCUCACCAUUGGAAACGUCACUCUUCUCACAAAUCAUCACACUCGAUUUCUACACCAUAAUAGCUACAGUUGAAGGUUUGCCCACAAAGGUUGGCAUGACUACCAUACCCAAGCAUUGUUUGGACAAAAAAUAUGAGGGCCACAUUACCGCUUACUAUUGCGCCUACGAAGGAGUGUCAACUUAUUUGUUUUAUGCCUAUGGAAGUAAGGAGAUUGGCCAGGAGAAAGUGACUGAAAUAUUCAAAGAGGACCUGAUACACAUGGGUGGUGACCUGAAGGAAAUUCAUUACAAUCAGCACUGGGAUUUCUUUCCUCAUGUAUCAUCGCUCAGUAUGGCCAGGGGUUUCUAUAGCAAAGUUGAAAACAUGCAAGGUCAAGACGGUACUUUCUACGCCGGAGGCUGGCUUGACUUUGAGCUUACCGAAAACUGCGUCUCUUAUAGUCGUGACCUCGUCCGCCGUUUCUUCAAUCUUUCCGGUGCAUCGCAAGCAGAAAUCCGUCACCUACCAAUUCGCCCGAAGUACGAUGUCAAACCCGCUUCGUCCACAAACUGGGGUACGGUGUUACGUGUGGCCGCCAAACGAUUCCCCGAUCGAACAGCAUUUUCUUGGGUUGACGUGAAUAUGAGAGAGGAAGCCAGUAUAAGUUUCUCCGACUUGUAUCGACAAGCCCGUGCCGUUGCUCAAUAUCUGCGAUUUACCGAAAAUCAUAAAGUUGGUGAUCCGGUGUUGCUCUGUUAUUCGCCGGGUCUCAAAUUCCUACCUGUCCUGUUUGGAUGCAUGAUGGCCGGUGUCAUUGCCGUGCCUAUCGCGCCACCAAAUCUCGCCACCGCCGAAAAAGAUAUUGCCAGAUUCAAGUAUCUGUCCGAAGUCACCGGUGCAAAGCUAGUUUUCAGCGAUAAGAAUUAUAUGCUCUACACACGACUCUACGCCGCAAAAAGUCUCUUGGGACUUGGCAAGAAGAUCGACUGGCCUGAUCAUUUGACCUGGGUCGAAUGCGAAAAGAUCACAAAGUCUCGUGAUCUAAUAGACGAGAAACUGAUAGAACAGGUGGAUUGCGACAAUGUUGCAGUGCUGCAGUUCUCCUCGGGCAGCACGGGAGAUCCCAAGGGCGUCAUGCUCACACAUAAGAACUUACUGCAUAAU
Messenger RNA from Acaulospora morrowiae, 1986 nucleotides. The record is from the annotation of a GenBank genome assembly. Lineage: Eukaryota; Fungi; Glomeromycota; Glomeromycetes; Diversisporales; Acaulosporaceae.